AUGCUAAGAUCUGUGUCGAAUAAAGUUACAGUUUUUCCAACAUCUCGUAUCUACUCAAGAAGGAGCCAUGUUGAUUCCACUGUCUCUUCGAACUUAUGGACCACUAUCGUUCCUGCUCUGGCUCAGUCAGGUUCCAUCGGGGCAUUACACGAUGCGGUUGAGUUGCUUAAUGACGGCUACAAGGGAGAUGCUUCUACGCUGGUUCACUUGCUUCGCGUCUCUGGAAACCAUGGCUGCGUUUCUUUGUGCAGACAGCUUCAUGGUUACGUUGUAAAACAUGGGUUUUUCUCAGAAACGCGUCUUUCCAAUUCGCUGAUGAGAUUUUACAAGACAAGCGACUCGCUUGAAGAUGCUCACAAAGUGUUUGAUGAAAUGCCUGACCCAGAUGUUAUAUCUUGGAACUCAUUGGUUUCUGGUUACGCUCAAUCGGGAAGGUUCCAGGAAGGACUCUGUUUGUUUCUAGACCUCCACAGAUCUGAUGUGUUCCCCAACGAAUUCUCUUUUACGGUUGCUUUAGCUGCUUGUGCACGAGUACAUAUCUCGCGACUUGGAGCUUGUAUUCACUCAAAGAUUGUGAAGCUUGGUAUAGAUAAAGGCAAUGUCGUAGUCGGUAAUUGUCUAAUCGACAUGUACGGGAAAUGUGGUUCUAUGGAGGAUGCAGUUUUGGUAUUCCAACACAUGGAAGAAAAAGACACAGUUUCUUGGAAUACCAUUGUUGCUUCCUGUUCAAGGAACGGUAAGCUCGAGCUGGGACUUUGGUUUUUCCAUCAGAUGCCAAAUCCAGACACUGUAACAUACAACCAGAUCAUCGAUGGUUUCGUUAAGUCAGGGGAUUUCAAUAGUGCCUUUCAGAUUCUAUCAAGUAUGCCAAAGCCUAAUACAUCUUCAUGGAACACAAUAUUGGCAGGCUAUGUCAACAGUGAUCAAUCAGGAGAAGCUACUGAGUUUUUCACCAAAAUGCAUUUGUUAGGCAUGAGAUUUGACGAAUACAGCUUGUCAAUAGUUCUGGCCGCCAUUGCUGCUCUUGCUGUGGUUCCAUGGGGAAGUCUCAUCCAUUCUUGUGCUCUCAAGCUUGGCCUAGACUCUCGGGUUGUCGUCGCGAGUGCUUUGAUAGAUAUGUAUUCUAAAUGUGGAAUGUUGAAGCACGCUGAGCUGAUGUUUUCGACAAUGCCUAGAAAGAAUCUGAUAGUGUGGAACACGAUGAUCUCUGGAUAUGCUCGCAAUGGGGAUUCAACCGAAGCGAUCAUGCUUUUUAACCAGUUGAAACAAGAAAGAUUCCUGAAACCUGAUCGGUGCACAUUCUUGAAUCUCUUAGCUGUGUGUUCUCAUUGUGAAGUUCCAAUGGAACUCACCCUUGGCUAUUUUGAGAUGAUGAUAAACGAGUAUGGGAUCAAACCAAGCGUAGAGCAUUGCUGUUCUCUUAUUAAAGCUAUGACACAGAGCGGAAAUGUUUGGCAGGCGAAAAAUGUGAUUCAAGAAUUUGGUUUUGGGUAUAAUGGUGUGGCUUGGAAGGCGUUGCUUAGUGCUUGUAGUGCUCGAAAGGAUCUGAAAGCUGCGAAAACCAUUGCCGCAAAGAUUGUUGAGUUAGGGGAAGCUGAUGAAGAUGAGUAUAUAUACAUAGUAAUGUCAAAUCUCUAUGCUUAUCAUGAGAGAUGGAGAGAAGUUGGCCAAAUUAGGAAGAUAAUGAGAGAGAGAGGAGUGAAAAAAGAAGUCGGGUCGAGCUGGAUUCAAGAGCAAAAUAUGGCAAUACAGCUUUAG
This is a messenger RNA of Arabis nemorensis, 1758 nucleotides long. Lineage: Eukaryota; Viridiplantae; Streptophyta; Magnoliopsida; Brassicales; Brassicaceae. The record is from the annotation of a GenBank genome assembly.